AUGCGCGAGGCCUCCGGCGCAAGGGACGGCCCUGCUGAUUGUGCGGAGGAUACGCGCGGGGCGGCGGGGCCCCGGACUUCCGACGGGUGGUUUAAGAGAUCGGCCCUGGUAGGCACGGGGGAAGGGGACUGGGGGGGCGAUAUCGCGGAGGAUGGCGAGGGGGGGGGGGCGCAAGUGAAUUGCGGAGAAUCAAGGGAGGGAAGCGAUGAGGCAGGGCAAGUUGAGGAGGGGCGGCAAACGGAUCGGAAGAAGGAGGUGCGGAGGUGCAGUCGAAAGCGAGAGGUGGAAAAGCUGCUUCUCCCGGGGCUGUUGGCGCAGAGUCCGCCCACGAGGAGGCGCAGAUCUGUUGCUGUUUCCGCUGAUGCUGCCUCGGGAGCUGCUGUAGCGACAGGGAAAGGGAGGGGAAUCGGGCCACUGGAAGGAGAUGGGAACGGGGAAGGGAUAGGGAAGGAAAUUGCGAGGGAGGCAGGAAGUGGGGGAGAAACUUGUAACGGCCCCGAAGACGGGGCAGGGGCAGGGACUAGGAGAGGAAAGGGGCGAGAGGGCGUGACAGAGGGUGUGGAGGAGGGUGGAGGGGUGCUAGGGCAAGCUGUAGCAUCAGCGCCAGGUGCAUCAAUGGUGGGGGGCACAGGAGCAGAGUCCGGCGCAGAGGCAGUACCACGAGCAGCAGCAGCAGCAGCAGGUACGGCUGGCAAGGGUGGUGCUGCUGCUGGUUCGUCUGGACGGGGCCCGGCAAGGGUUACGGCGGGUGCGGGGGGUAUAGGGAGAGCUGCGGCGGCAGGUGGGCCAACAGAGGGAUCGAGGGAGGAGAGUGCGAAGGAGGCGAGAGGGAUUGCGGAGAGGACGGGGAGGACCGAGAAUGGGGGGAGGAGAGGCAACGCAGACGCUCGAGGUGCCAAGAGAGGAACACGGCAAGGCUUGGAUCGAGGGGCGAACGCAGCGGCGAGCGCGGGGCCGAACGUGGGAGUAAGAACGUGGGCGAACGGACGGCCUCGGGAUGAGGGGAAGGCGACGUCUAGGGAGGGAGAGGUGGGUGAAGGGGCUGCGACAGAAGGGAGGGGGGCGAGGGCGGCAAAGCGAGAGUUGGGGAGGAGGGUGACGGGUGAGGCAAAGGGCAAGCGGGUUGUGGGAGGGAGGGGUCGUGGCGUUCUAUAUUCGAAGAGUCCCACGAGCAGCGGACGUGCAGUUGAGGUGGAGACCGAGGGAGGUGGGAGGGGUGAGGAACAUAUUCGAAAGAUCGGGAGAAUCGCAUGUCAGGAGAAGGGUGAGGGGGGCGUGAGGGAGAGCGCUAGUGAGGAGUUUUGGGGGUGUGAGGCCGAUUGUGCGAGCGUGGAUGCACACGAGUAUGAGGUAGAGUGUGAGGAGGAGGAGGCGUGUGGUGUGAUGGGAGAGGCGUGGGGGGGUGAAGAGGGGCGCGGGAGAGGAGAAGGGGUUCGGAAGACGCCUUUUGCAGGUGGUCAGAGAGGGAGGGUGAGUGAUGGAGGGCGCAGAGAGAAGGGAGUUGAAGAUGGGGGUGCUGCGCGGGCGGUAUGGCGAGCAGAUGGGAAAUGUGGAGGGGGGAGCAAGCGGAAGCAAGCAGAGCUGGGGAUGGGGGGAGCGGAGGGCGUGGGUUGGGGGGUUGGAAGUAGGGACGAGGAAGCGGGAUACGGAGUGGGAGGAGUGGGAUUUGUGAUGGGGGUGAAGCCACCACGAGCAGUGGGUGCGGGGAUUGGUGUCGUUGUCUCUCAUCUUCUGUAUCUAGUCAAACCGCACCUGCAUCGAUUGCCCUCCACCGUGUUCUCUCUUAUAGGCCACGUCGGCUAUGCUGGAAUCUUAUAG
Molecule: messenger RNA, 1818 nt
Organism: Closterium sp. NIES-65
Lineage: Eukaryota; Viridiplantae; Streptophyta; Zygnematophyceae; Desmidiales; Closteriaceae
Source: the annotation of a GenBank genome assembly